AGGCAAGAGGGGACAAAGUCAAGUGGGUGUUCACCUGGCCACUCAUCUUCCUCCUGUGCAUCACCAUCCCCAACUGCAGCAAGCCCCGCUGGGAGAAGUUCUUCAUGGUCACCUUCAUCACGGCCACGCUGUGGAUUGCCGUGUUCUCCUACUUCAUGGUGUGGCUGGUGACUAUUAUUGGAUACACCCUUGGGAUCCCUGAUGUCAUCAUGGGCAUUACUUUCCUGGCAGCGGGGACAAGUGUUCCAGACUGCAUGGCCAGCUUAAUUGUGGCGAGACAAGGCCUGGGAGACAUGGCUGUCUCUAACACCAUAGGAAGCAAUGUGUUUGACAUCCUCGUAGGACUCGGCAUCCCAUGGGGCCUGCAGACCAUGGUUGUUAAUUAUGGAUCCACGGUGAAGAUCAACAGCCGGGGUCUGGUCUAUUCUGUGGUGCUGUUGCUGGGCUCUGUCGCUCUCACUGUCCUGGGCAUCCACCUGAACAAGUGGCGGCUGGACCGGAAGCUGGGCAUCUACGUGCUGGUUCUCUACGCCGUCUUCUUGUGCUUCUCCAUAAUGAUCGAGUUCAACGUCUUCACCUUCGUCAACUUGCCGAUGUGCCGGGAAGACGACUAAAGCUGAGCCGAUGCCCCCAGGAGCUGUCUGACCACCUUGUGACGCUGGCAUCCUCCUCUCUCCCUCCUUCCCCUGUCACGGGUCUCUCCUGCAUUGGCAGCCACCGUCUGUUCUUUCUUACACUGGAAGGAAGAGCUAUCGUGGUCUUUGGUCACAGGCCAGGCUGCGGGGAUCCUCCUCUUCCUUGGAGUUCUGCCCCACAAGGCAGGAUUUGGGGUCGUUUUGUGAACAGCUUCACGGACCCACUGAGCUGCCAGCCACAGGAAUGUGUCAAGCAUCUCGUCUCUGUUCUGCACAUUGAGUCAAAAGGACUUCUGUGUGCAGUUUGUCUUUUUGUCACGUGGGCAACCUCGAAAAUGAGGUGGUCAGUGAGCAUGAGGUCUCCUGGGGCAAUGUUCUCAAGUGUCGCCUCUGGGCCACAGGGGUGAGUUUCUGAGCAUGUGCUACUAAGAGCCUCCAACUUCGUGGGAAGCACCCACAGUUUGGAGGGGGCAAGGCCUCCACCUGUUAGGGGCUUGGGACCAUGGUGGCAGACAUUCCACCCCUCUUUCUGGAAAAAUUGGAAGAAUGGAAACAAUUUUUUACAGCAGAAGAGAGAACACGAGUGAUUAUUCUUAUCACUUUUAUUGAUGCAUUCAGAGAAUGAGCAAUGAAAUAUUCAAAAUAAAACAUGAUAUAGAUCAUCAUA
Molecule: messenger RNA, 1302 nt
Organism: Galeopterus variegatus (Sunda flying lemur)
Lineage: Eukaryota; Metazoa; Chordata; Mammalia; Dermoptera; Cynocephalidae
Product: sodium/potassium/calcium exchanger 4
Exons: 5
Biological process (GO): calcium ion transmembrane transport; intracellular calcium ion homeostasis; sensory perception of smell
Cellular component (GO): membrane
Molecular function (GO): calcium channel activity; calcium, potassium:sodium antiporter activity
Source: RefSeq, a predicted model, not a curated record